AUGGAUAUUUGGAAAACUUUCUUUCUCACACAUUUAGACUCUUUGAAGCUCUUAGAAGAUAAAAAUUGGUGAAGCCUUACUCAAGAUGACGAGAUUUGGAUGAUAAAAGCUAAAGCAGUUUCAGGAAAUGACGGCAGUGCUUCAUAUGCUCUCAUUUUAACAAAUAUGAGGGAUACCUAUUUUUCAUCAGCAGGGACAACACAAAUCCAGCAAGAAAUAACUGUAUUUUCUAUUUAGCAAUAUAACCCCAACAUUCAAGGUGGCAUGGCUGGCUUGGUUAAUAUGCUGAAUACAAUUAUAAGUAAAAAAGAUCCUCAAUCUACCUACAAAAUCAGAAUUGAUCAGAAUAGUGCCGAAUUCGAAGCAAAGAAAACUCUCAGUGCUAUCUAUGAGUUUAACUGAAAAUUCUCUGCUAUUCAGCUUGAUGAGGACAUUUCUAAACGAAUUUUAUCUACCUUGAUGGUCAUCCCUUUAUGCAAAACUGUAGUUGCGCAAGAUUCUCUUAUAAAGCAAUUAGAAGACCAAGCUGGAGCUAGAAGAAAUGCAGUUGAUAUGAAAUUGUUUGUUCCUAAAAAUAUUGAAGAAAUUCCAUGUCCAGAACUUGCACAGCAUACAGUGGCUGCUCUUAAUGAGUCAUAUGCACAGCCAGUUAGAGAAAUAGAAGGGUAUGUUCGAGUGGAAAAUGAAAGGAAGAGGAAAUUUAUAGAGGAAGCAAAAGAGCCAAUAAAAAAAUUCAGAGCGAAUUCUCCAAAGCCUCAGCAAAAGAGCAAAGUGGAUUAUAAAGAGAGUGAAGAAGAAGUGAGAAGAAAAAGAGAGCUUGAAAUAAAAUUAGCUAUGGGGAAAAAAGGGAAAAAGAAAUUAGAAUUUGUUUAA
Blepharisma stoltei is the source of this 873-nucleotide messenger RNA. The record is from the annotation of a GenBank genome assembly. NCBI's taxonomy places the organism in Eukaryota, Ciliophora, Heterotrichea, Heterotrichida, Blepharismidae.